Symsagittifera roscoffensis is the source of this 1372-nucleotide messenger RNA. RefSeq lists its product as uncharacterized. The transcript is spliced from 6 exons. Gene Ontology annotation, biological process: monoatomic ion transport. The coding region runs from base 509 to 1372 and encodes 287 amino acids. Gene Ontology annotation, molecular function: extracellular ligand-gated monoatomic ion channel activity. NCBI's taxonomy places the organism in Eukaryota, Metazoa, Xenacoelomorpha, Acoela, Convolutidae. The record is from RefSeq and is a predicted model, not a curated record. Gene Ontology annotation, cellular component: membrane.
AACGUCGGUUGAAUGAGUAAAUCAAGUCCCAUUAUUUUUCUAUCCUAUUCCGUACUAUUUCCAAAAUAUCCCCAGCACCACAGAAAACAAGCUUUGAUACUGUACCACUUUCACGUAUACGUUGUGGAUACGAUUUAAACGCACUUACACUUUAAGAUUGAACUGUAAAAGCUGUAAAUUCAGAAACCAUUUAUUGCCAACAGAAAAGAUAAGACAGGUAAUUUAAUCCUACGAGACACUAAAUCAGAGCUGCUAUGCUGCUGCCAGGAACCAAAACGAAGCGGUACUUCCUUUUCUUGCUAUAAAUGUGACCCGCUAUAAUCUAAUUUGGUUGGCCAUAACCUAAAUCUGAAGUUGGCAAUUGCUGUUCUGCUUCUAUAAAGUGUAGGUGUUCUUACCCUUUUAUCAAUUGAGUUCAUAUCGUGCCCGAUAGGUUGCAGCGGGUAGUUUUCAAGAGGAACCAGAUUUUGAUUCGCAGACCGGCUCUCCUGUAAAUGAGCAUGAAGACAUGCCUGAUGAGUCAUCAUUUCACUACAACGCGACUACUACGCGAGUGAGGCCGCGUGCAUUUGUUCACGGAGUGUCAGCUAUAUUUGAGCCGCCUUCACUUCGACCCCCCACCAUGAACGGACGACAACCCCCCAGAAAUUUGAAUUUGUCGAGGGGAAUCGCGAAUAGUAACUCGGAUACCUUCACACCUGGAACAGUUCCUUUCAACUCAACCUUGAAGUCCAGAUUCAACACUGGCUGGCCGAAUCCGAGAACGGCAUCCACUUAUCCCACUCAUCCAGAAGAAAACACUAUGGAACUGUUGAAGCAGCUGAAUGUGAAUUUGGAACAGACCAAUCGGGCUAUUCUAGAAAUGAAAGAGAGUUUUGUGGAACAGUCGAGAAAAGCUGCAUAUUUGGGCGACCAGAAUCAUCAAGAGUUGAUGAGAAAGAAUGAAAAGGUGGCGGUGUCUCUACGUGUGCAGUUCCUCUCGAUUUAUGAUGUCAACUGCUCACGCGGGGAGUUCUCUGCUGAAAUUCUACUGCAAGCCAAGUGGCACGAUCCAUCCCUUGACGAACUCUCCGAAGAUGAGACAGAGUUCGUCGACUGGGACACUUUAUGGAUGCCUCAAAUCAUAAUCAAAAACGAGUGCCACUCAACCGGUGACUACUUCCAUAACCACCAUUAUAACAACAACACCUCAACCGCCAACAACCAUCCUCUGUGCCAAUCUGGGAGUAGAGACUCCCAGACAGUGAGGGCCAUAACGACAGGGAAGAAUGGCCUGAAUAUGGUGUCCAUGAGACAGAAAAUUAAGUCCUCUUUCUACUUCGAGCCCAAAAUGGGACUGUACCCCUUUGAUUGCCAGUUUAUGAGCUACUGA